Messenger RNA from Beta vulgaris subsp. vulgaris (sugar beet), 1643 nucleotides. RefSeq names its product UDP-glycosyltransferase 86A1. Lineage: Eukaryota; Viridiplantae; Streptophyta; Magnoliopsida; Caryophyllales; Amaranthaceae. The transcript has 2 exons. The coding region runs from base 88 to 1584 and encodes 498 amino acids. The record is from RefSeq and is a predicted model, not a curated record. Gene Ontology annotation, molecular function: UDP-glycosyltransferase activity.
AUUAAUUAUUCUCCAAUCAUUCAUCCUCUUCCUCUACAAAAAUUAGUACCACUUUCACAACAAAACAUUCUUACAACAAAAAAAUAAAUGGAGACUUCAAACUCUAGCUCUAACUCUAACUCUAUCUCAAACUCAAACUCGAACUCAAACUCGAAAAAAGUACAUGCCAUACUAGUAGGUCUUCCUUUACAAGGCCAUGUAAUCCCUUUUGUACAACUAGCAAUAAAGCUAGCAUCAAAGGGAUUCUCCAUUACCUUCAUCAACACCAAGCAUAUCCACCACCAAAUCACCUCCUCCAACGCCUCCGCUUUCGACGGAGGCGAAGAUAUCUUUGUCGAGGCCCGCAGAGGUUCUACGGGCCUCGACAUCGAAUACAUGACCAUCACGGAUGGACUACCCUUAGAAUUUGACCGAUCAUUGAACCAUGAUCAAUGGGUAGGUGCUAAUAUUUAUUGUUUACAAGCUCACUUAGAAGUAGCUGUGUGUAAGAUUGUAACAUCUCGACCAUCAAUUCGUUGUUGUUUGGUUGCUGAUAGUUACUUUGUUUGGGCGUCGAAGUUGGCUAGUAAAUUUGGGUUGGUUCAUGUGUCGUUUUGGACUGAGCCUGCUGUGGUGCUUGAUAUCUACUUUCAUCGUCACUUGCUUAAGGAAAAUGGUCAUAUUGGCCUUGGAUCAAGUGCACGCAAGGAUAUUAUAAACUACAUACCAGGAAUAAGUUCACUUAAAAGAACAGAUUUGACAUCAUAUCUACAAGAAGAGGAUUUAACAACUAUGCAUCCUCAAUACAAUUUUGCAUCUUUGGAUGACACUAGAAAAGCCCAAUUCAUACUAAGUAAUACGGUCCAAGAGCUAGAGGCCCAUACAAUUUCAGCCGUUCAGGCCCAUGUCCCAUUUUAUGCUAUUGGGCCUCUAUUUUCACCCGAGUUCACCAAAAGCCCAGUGACCACUAGCCUAUGGGCCGAGUCAGAUUGCACCCUUUGGUUAGACUCUAAACCUCCUGGUUCAGUUUUAUAUGUUUCUUUUGGUAGCUAUGCACAUAUUGGUAAGGAGGAGCUUGAGGAGAUAGCUAAUGGAAUCAAGCUUAGUGGGGUUAAUUUUCUUUGGGUUAUUCGACCCGAUAUGGUGAGUUCCGAUCACGUGGACCCACUUCCAACAGGGUUCCGGGAUGAGGUUCGUGAUCGAGGGAUGAUUGUGACUUGGACUUGUCAAAAAGAAGUAUUGUCUCAUCAUGCAAUUGGAGGGUUUUUAACGCAUUGUGGUUGGAACUCGGCACUAGAAAGUAUAUGGUGUGAAAUUCCACUUUUGUGUUUUCCGUUGUUAACUGAUCAAUUCACCAACCGAAAACUAAUUGUGGAUGAUUGGAAAAUUGGGUGCAAUCUAUGUGAGGAAAGGCCAGUGACCAAGGAAGAGGUAUUGAUAAAAACAAAGGAUUUGAUAAGUGGAUCUCUAGGGCAUGAGCUACGUGAUAGAAUCAAAGGGAUAAAGAAGGUGUUACAAAAUGCUAUGAUGACUGAAGGAUCCUCGAACAACAAUGUUGAUAGCUUUAUUAAGGAUUUGAAUGUAGCUUUCGAUAAAAAAAAUUAGUCAAGAUUAAAGUUAUGCAUUCUAAAAGAUUAUAUAUACAUUCUUAUGUUAUUUUCUUA